CAUUGCUCUCAGUUUAACACAGGAGAUCUGACGGGAGUUUCUCACAGGACAUUUUGAUGCUGAAGGAAUGUUCACAAGAACAUCUCUUCUUGUGGUGUGAUUUCCUUCUUUUUUUUUUCUUCUUCUUUCAAACUGGAACUUUGAGGGGAAUUUAAAUUCAUUGCAUGUGGUCUACUGAGAGAGCUGCUUGAUAGACAUCAAACCAAUACAGUGCUACGCACUUUGCCAUGAGACACAACCUGCCCUGAAGGUCAUUCGACUUCAUGCAACGCUUCCCUCAUCACAUUCUACCAAUGGACCCUCAGGUGUGUCCGCCCCCUCUGAGCAGCAGCCAGUCGGUGAUCAGCGGCAUUGACAAAUCCCCAGCCAGCACGUUCAAACCCGGCCACUCACGGAACAGCAGCACAGGGUCCUCCAAACAAUCCAAACAGUCUCGUCACUGGGAGGUGAUGGACGACUUGCAGCAUAUGGAUACAGGUCCAGUUCCUGGCUCAUCUCUGGACCUCAGUAUCCCCGGGAUCUGUGAGGGCUACUUGAUGAAGAGGAGGAAGUACCCGCUCAAAGGCUGGCACAAGAGAUACUUCCUGUUGGAGAAAGGAAUUCUGAAGUACUCAAAGACACAGCAAGAUAUUCAGAGAGGGAAACUCCAUGGCUCUCUGGACGUCAGCCUGGCUGUCAUGUCCAUCAACAAGAAAUCUAAACGCAUAGACCUGGAUGCUGGAGACAACCUCUACCACCUCAAGGCAAAGAGCCAUGAACUCUUCUACAUCUGGCUGACAAAGCUGUGUGCUCAUAGAGUGUUUAGGAAAAACGAGGCAAUGAGUGUUCAUCAUGGCGUCCUUCACGCUCUCUCCUUGGGCCCGAGCACCCUGCCAGGCAUGGCCACUCUGGCCCAGAAGAACAGAGCAAUGCCUUCUCAGUACGCCAGCUCAGCAUCAGUGUACCAACAAGAGAUGGGAAGCCCCCCCCCUGCCGUUGCUUCUCACCCAGGGGUGACCAGCAAGGUGUCAGCAUGGCUGCAGCAGACCCACGACAUCGAUGCAACCUCUAACGACCUGGCUCGCUGCCAGGCAGAGCUGACAGAGCUGGCUCAGCUCAUCCAGCGACUGCAUUGGCUGGAAGGAGGGCUGCCAAUCACAAACACAGACCUGGAGAUGCGGAUCAGCAUGCAGAAUCUCUCCCUGGAGAAACCCAAAAGGAAAGUGGGGAAAGGGGUUGGUCACUCCAGGACUUUGUCCCGUGUUGAAGCCAUGGGGGGAUUGUUCACUUCCAGCCACUUGAGCACUAACAACAGCUCUGGUUUGGGAUCAUCCGUUCAAUCCAUCCCUGGCUACGUCUACUCCCAGCUGUCCAACCCUCAGGUCACCUCACCCGAGGCCAAGAAGCUUCACCAUGACAUCUGCACUGCUUCUCAGAGGGUUCACACUUCUCUCAAGUCCAUUCACGAUGUUUUGACCUUGGAGAGGGAGAGAGUUAGGCAGGCCUGGACCGCUCCGGACCUGAGGCAAAACACCUCACAGCAGCUCGCUACACUGUGCACCACACUGUCUGAGCUUGACAUACAGUCACGUCUGACCAAAGUCCACUCGCUUUCCUUGUCCUCUGACUCUACUGAGGAAUCCUUCUGCACCGUCCGUCCUGACCAGAGAACACCGUCUACGGGUCGUCACUGUCGCCGUGCACCCUCAGUGGCAGAAUCCAUGGCAGAGUAUUUUGAUGCCAGUGAGGUGAUAGUGUGCGAGACCUCAUCGGAGGCCGAGGCUUCGGAUGAGUCCGGCCUGAGCGACAUCACCACCACGAGCACCUCAGAGCCUGAGGAGGGACAUGCCACUGCCACCCGCCGUCGCACUGCCCUUCCCGCCCCAGGAUCAGACAACAGCCACAUCGGCAUCAUGACCAUCCUGUACAACAACAUCGGCAAGGACCUGUCCAGAGUCUCCAUGCCGAUCGCUCUCAAUGAGCCAUUGUCUUUGCUGCAGAGAAUGAGUGAAGAGCUGGAGUACUCAGAGCUACUGGACAUCGCCAACCAGAUUGAUGAUCCAUAUGAGAGAAUGGUUUAUGUAGCAGUGUUCUCCAUAUCUGGAUAUGCCUGGGCAACCUGGAGGUAUGGCUACAAACCAUUCAACCCUGUUCUGGGAGAGACCUACGAGAAUCCCAGAGAAGACAGAGGCUUCCACUACGUCGGUGAACAGGUCAGCCAUCACCCUCCCAUCUCCGCCUGCCACGCAGAGUCCGAAAACUUCACUUUCUGGCAAGAUCAGAGAUGGAAGUACAAGUUCUGGGGGAAGUCGGUGGAGAUCAUCUCUUCUGGAAUGGUCAAUGUUACCCUGCCCAAGUACGGUGAUCACUAUGAAUGGAACAAGGCAGUGACCUGUAUCCACAACGUGCUGAGUCAGCAGCGCUGGUUGGAGCACUAUGGUGAGGUGGUUAUCAGAAACACAAAGAGCGAUGUCUGCACCUGCAAGAUCACCUUUGUCAAGUCUCGCUACUGGAGCUCAGACAACAGUAAGAACGAGGUGCAGGGCGUGGUUCUAGAUCGGGCCGGAGAGGUGGUUCAUCGUUUUGGAGGCCUCUGGCACGAGGGCAUCUUCUGUGAUACCCUGCCUACACCCAAGUGCAUCUGGAAGCCCAACGUGCAGCCUGACGACUACUCUGACUUUUACGGCUUCUCGCAAUACGCCAGAGAACUAAAUGAACUGACACCUAAGCUGAAGGCAAUCCUCCCGCCUACAGACACCCGCUUCAGACCAGACCAGAGGCUCCUGGAGGAGGGGAAGUUAGCAGAGGCAGACAAAAUGAAGGAUGAGGUGGAGGAGAAGCAGAGGGAGAGGAGGAAGGAGAUGGCCAAGAGAGGGGAGGAGCACAUCCCCAGGUUCUUCAGGAAAACUCUGGAUAAGGCCGGCAGAGAGGUGUGGCUGUCCAAUGGAACCUACUGGAAGCUCCGCAAAGACCCAGGCUUCACCAAAACUGAAAACCUGCACCUGUGGUAGAACACUGCACCUAGUGUGAAAUGAAACUAGCCAGGUGCUAAACACAUGGUAAUGUGAUGAAGAGGAACAAUAACGGCCUUCAGUCAGUAAAAAUUAUGAAUUGUACCUAUUAGUCUAAUAAUCUGUGCAUGAAUAUACUCUAGUAACUGCCAUUACUGUGAGGAUGAAGAGAACAGCGUUUGGAAGCAUAAAUGAACCCCUCAUUGGGUUUUUUUAGUGCCAUGUAGGGGUGAGGUGCCACUAUGGAACAAAUGAAGACUGAUUUAGACGAGGCCGGAUGUUUCCAACCUUUCGCCUACCUCUUUCCAUAAUGGAGACCUUCAAAAUAAUAAUUCAUGAUUCAAAAGCAAAUCUUAACUUGAAAUCCAGUUUUAUUGCUGCCCUAGAGAAAAUUAUGGGUUAAAGUUUUUCUGUCAGGACUGAGGCCUCUCUGUGUAAAGUGUCAAAUAUUUGUGGGACAAAUGUCAGAUUAUAUGUUUUGUUAAUUUUAACAGAUCUGUAUAAAUAUUUUUAGUCAGGCUCAUUUUUAUGACAUUGUGAUGAGCUCAGGAAUAGUCUGAGAAGAUAGAUUCCUGCGGAGGGAUCCAGAACACAUGCAGGGCUUAUUCUGGUGCCUGUGGGGUAUAUUAUAGGUGAACUGGUGCUGUCCUGCUUGUUUUCUCAGUGGGUCUUACUGUAUAAACUUGUGUUGAUUUGUAAAUUCAGUGUGUAUUUUCUGACGUUUAGUUGUGACACAUUGGUGACACACUGGUGAUGCAUUGUUUUUCCAAGCUGUCCUUGCGCUGUUUAACCCUAGCAGCCACGUAAGCUGUCUUCCUCUCGCCUGUAUGCAUUGUUCAUGUCCAAAAUGAGCUGACAGACGAGGAUUGUGUCUCUUGGACCUUUAUGCUAUCAGUUGAUGCAAUGAUGUAUUUUUAUUGAUGUUUCAACAAUGGAUUUUAAUAAGGAAAAGAGACUACUGUUAAAACUCAGUGAAAUGUUUUCUUCUUAAUGGUUUAGUUUCAAAUAAAAGGUUCAAUAAUCAA
Molecule: messenger RNA, 4015 nt
Organism: Morone saxatilis (striped sea-bass)
Lineage: Eukaryota; Metazoa; Chordata; Actinopteri; Moronidae
Product: oxysterol-binding protein-related protein 7-like
Cellular component (GO): cytosol; intracellular membrane-bounded organelle; perinuclear endoplasmic reticulum
Molecular function (GO): cholesterol binding
Source: RefSeq, a predicted model, not a curated record